Frankliniella occidentalis (western flower thrips) is the source of this 3967-nucleotide messenger RNA. It is a transcript of the gene Glg1, whose product is annotated as Golgi apparatus protein 1. Gene Ontology annotation, molecular function: fibroblast growth factor binding. Bases 374 to 3781 code for a protein of 1135 amino acids. The record is from RefSeq and is a predicted model, not a curated record. Lineage: Eukaryota; Metazoa; Arthropoda; Insecta; Thysanoptera; Thripidae. Gene Ontology annotation, cellular component: Golgi membrane. The transcript has 16 exons.
UGUGGUUAAUUUGUUGGUUAUAUUGAAUGAAAGAACAAUAUAUUGAACAGUAAACGAAAGGACUGAUCGAGUGCCGCCGAAUGCACGCCGAAUGAAACGAAAUAUCUGUCGAGGCUCUAUUACGAAAAUUAAUUUGAUUGGAUGUCUGCUCUAAAUAGAACGUUCAUAGAUAAAUUUAAAUCAUUGUCUUCGUGUAUAUAAACAGACUGAACAUGUUUUGUCUACAUUAGCCUGCAAGAGCAGACGCCGUAUCUUUUUGCCCAUUCCAUCCGCGCUUUAUGGACUCGCUCUUUAACAAAAAUAAACAACUGUGGAGUUAUCGAAAGACCUGAAGACCUGAAGUCUCCCAACCCAACUAUAUGGCCUAUGCAAUAUGGCCGGCUACCUCCUGUCAAGUUUUGUCAUUAUUAUUUACGUAGUAUUUUCGAUCUAUGGAAGUACAGCACUUUCUAAUGACUUGAGCCAAUCUUCAAAUCAACUACAAUGGCUGUUCGAAAAUCAGGAAUCAGAAAUGAUUCCCACGAAGUCACUUGGCUCUCUAACCUCCGCUAGGCGUGUCAUCAGAAAUGUUAUUCCUCCUGUUGUCCCUCUGUCAAUGAGUACGGACUGUGAGGAAGAUUUGAAGAAGAUAUGUCCCAAACUUUCGCGUGGUGCAGACGAUCUAACUGUUUUAGAAUGUUUCCUGUCUAAGGUUUCAGUGUCAGUUUCACUAGGCUGUCAGCACGUUGUUCACAACAGAGUAACAAAGCUCAUGGAUAACACAAACUUAGAGGAAAGUGCUCAACCAAUUUGUAAACAAGACGUGCCCAAGCUAAAUUGUCCUCACACUGACCAGACAGGACAGUUGUUGUCAUGUGUCCUUGAUCACCUUGAAGACUUAAACCCAGAAUGCCAGUCUUACUUCCAACGAAUAGAGCGCAUAGCCUUCAGUGAUUUCAGGGUUUUCUCAAAGUUUAUGACAGAUUGUGCCACUGAUAUAGAACUACAAAAGUGUGGUCGCCUGCAGACGGGUUCUGAGUUACCAUCACAACAAGGUACCCUCAAUUGCUUGCAAGCAGUUAUUGAUAACUUGUCUGACACAUGCAGACAUGAGGUGCUCCAUUUGUCAGUCUUUCAAGCAGACAAUAUUCGUCUGGAUCACAAGUUGAGUGCUGCUUGUUCGGAUGACCAGAAAAGAUUCUGUCCAGAUAUCCAGCCUGGUUCAGGAAAAGUAUAUAAAUGCCUAGUCCACUUUAGAAUGGACAAUGCUAUGUCUCAAGCUUGCCAUGACCAACUUGGGAAGUAUCAAAAAUUAAUAACUCAGAACUAUCGCGUGAGUCGAGGUUUAGUAAGAGCUUGCAAAGAAGAUAUUCGUCAAUAUCAUUGUCGAAGGUCUCCACCUGAUGACAAAGAUAUUCGACUUGCAAAAAUUCUUCUUUGUCUUGAAGGAGUAAUUCGGAAUGGUUCCAAAGUUUCAAGAGAUUGUCAAUUGGAAAUGAUGGAGCACCGUAAAAUGUUAAUGGAGGAUUAUAGGCUAUCUCCUGAAAUUGUAUCUGGCUGCUCAGAUGACAUUAAAAAGUACUGCAAUAGUCUUGAAGCUGGUGGGAAAACCAUUCAUUGUUUGAUGGAACAUGCCAGACCCAAACGAAGAAGAGAGAAAGUUUCUUCCCAGUGCCAACGUGCACUUGAAGGUUUAGUAAAGGAGGUUGAUGCUGGUGAAGAUUGGAGGGUUGACCCUGUGUUGCGAGAGGCUUGUAAACCAGUUGUUGAUGUUGCAUGUCAAGAAGUUCGAGGAGGAGAUGCAAGGGUCAUGAACUGCUUGAUGGACAAGCUAGGCACAAACUUCAUGACAGAGUCUUGUGAGUCUGCUCUUCUCCAGAUACAGUAUUUUGUUGCAAGAGACUUUAAAUUAGAUCCUCAGCUUUUCAAGCAGUGCCGUGAUGAUGCUGUACAUUUUUGCCAUGCCAAGAAAGUUUGGUAUGAUGAUUCUGGUCAAAUGGACCCAGAGCGUGGACCCCUGGUUCUUCCUUGCCUCUAUCGUUACGCAUACCAAGAAAAAGAAACGUUAAAAAGACAUUGUUUGGAGGAGGUUAAAAGAGUUAUGAAGCAAAGAGCUUUGAGUGUAGAUCUUUUACCUGACGUGGAGCAAGCUUGUUUAGAUGAUUUGGCUAUGUUUUGCUUUGAUAAAACUGGAAAAGGUCAAGAAACAUUAUGCCUUCAGGAUAAUUUGGACAAGCUUCAUCUUCAUUGUCGGGAAGUGAUUGGCAACAUUACUGAAAACCAAGCAGCUCAUGUGUAUCUCAAUCCUGUCAUUAGUUCUGCUUGUAGUACAGUAAUGCAGAGACAUUGUGAAGCUGAGUGGAGAAAUGGAAGGGAUGAUGGGGAUAUGAUGGAUUGCUUGAUACGACACAAAAGUGAAGUCGAUGUUCGUGAAGAUUACAAAUGCCGUGCUGCAAUUGAACACUUUCAAUUAAUUUCGCUGAAGAAUUACCACUUUACCUACAAAUUUAAAGAGGCAUGUCGAAUUUUUGUUAUGCGCUUUUGUCCCUCUUCCAAAACAAAGUAUGAUGUUGUAUCUUGUCUGAGCGAAGUUGUGAGAAAUGAUACUAUGAAUGAAUCUCGACACAGAAUUCCUAGGGAAUGUAGACAGCAACUAAAGGCACAGCUUUUUCAGCAAAGAGAGAGUUUAGAUUUUGAUCCAAAAUUAAAAAAAGUGUGCUCUGCUGAUAUUUCUAAAAUUUGUUCCAAAGUUGUACCUGGAGCUGGAAAGCUACUUGAUUGUUUACGUUUAAACCACAAGAUACUUAGUCCAGACUGCCACAAAGCAGUAUUCAAGGUUGAACAGGAGCUGGCAUAUAAUACUGUAGAUUAUUCUCUCAUGCUUAAUUGUAAAAGUAUGAUAAACACAUUCUGUCAUAAUGAACCAGAACAACGCAUACUCACAUGUCUAAAGCAUAACAAAGAUGACCCUGUGUUCAAUGAAGACUGUCGUAAAAUUGUCAUUCAUCGCAUGAUUGAACAAAGUUUUGAUUACCGACUUAAUCCUGAUCUUCGAAAAUCCUGUCAACCAGACAUAAGAAAGUUUUGUGGUAAGGUUAUUGAUCAUGCAAACCCUGAUGAAGAACUAGAAGGAAAAGUUAUAGCUUGUUUAAAGGUAAAGUUUCGUGCAGCCAAGUUGCGUAAAGAAUGUGAAAAUGAAAUGGAAUUGGUGUUACGUGAGGCAGCUCUCAACUAUCAACUCAACCCACUACUAAGCAGGAUGUGCGAAUCGGAAAUAAAAAGUCUUUGUGGGACAAAGUCAGAACAGGAGGCUGAGGGCUAUUCGCAGGGUGCAGUUGAGGAGUGCCUGAAAGAAUCCUUGCGUAAUGGCAAAAUUUCAAGUGCAGCAUGUCGUAUUGAGAUAGUUGCCCUCAUUGAUGAAGGACAGGCUGAUAUCCAUGUUGAUCCACUGCUUUAUAAAGCCUGUGCCAUAGAUUUACAUAAGUUCUGUCCAGACACCCAACAAGGAUCAGGAAGAUUGAUACAGUGCCUAGCUGAGCAUCUUGCUGAUACUUUGAGCUCUCUUCAGCGAGAUUGCCAUGAAAAGCUUUCUCAGAGAAUGGAGCUUUUCAGUUUUGCCAAAAAGGAAGCUGCUGUUGGAGUACCUCCAAGAACUAUGGGAGAGCUUUACCACCAUGUGCAAACUUCUCCAGCAAGUAAUUAUUUUAUGUUAGUAUUUGCUAUUCUUGUGGGUGUAGUAUUUUUGUGUGGGACGUUCUUUGGGCGUGUUACCAACCGUAGAAUUGCUAACAAAAACAAAUGAAUCUGAACUGUUUCCUUCCUGAGAUAACUUGUGAAAUUUUUGUUUUUAAUUUUGGGGUUUUUAUACAGUGAAGUGUAUUAGGUACAUGGUUUUCCUUUAACUAUGGCAUCUGUUUCUUUCAUUAAAGAUAACGUAUCUACUUGGUAUAUCCAUGUUUGGUUUUGAAGAAAGGAAUGGGCCAUUGGA